UAAAUCUCGAAUCUAAAAACAGAAGUGGUUCAUAAUAUAAUCAUUUCCACCCUGUUUCUGGUUUUUAUACAUUUAACCCGCGUCGUCGCGCACAAACGGACGUCGUCUCGCUCUCACUUCCUGGUGUCGCAUCGUUUUCUGUCCCCCCGCAAAAUGGCGAACGUCGCCGCCGCAGCUGCUGCGGCCGCAGCCGCCGCUGCCGCCGCCAACAGAGACCCAGCCGUCGACCGGUCGCUACGGUCCGUGUUUGUGGGGAACAUUCCGUAUGAAGCCACCGAGGAGCAGCUGAAAGACAUAUUUUCUGAAGUGGGACUUGUUGUCAGCUUCAGGUUAGUAUAUGACAGGGAGACAGGAAAGCCAAAGGGAUAUGGCUUCUGUGAAUAUCAAGACCAGGAGACGGCUCUCAGUGCCAUGCGGAACCUGAACGGGAGAGAGUUCAGUGGUCGGGCUCUGCGUGUUGACAACGCAGCCAGUGAGAAAAACAAGGAAGAGCUCAAAAGUUUGGGAACAGGAUCCCCCAUUAUCGAGUCUCCUUAUGGGGAUAAUGUCCAGCCAGAGGAGGCCCCAGAGUCCAUCAGCAGAGCUGUGGCCAGUCUGCCUCCAGAGCAGAUGUUUGAACUCAUGAAACAGAUGAAGCUGUGUGUGCAGAACAGUCCCCAGGAGGCGAGGAACAUGCUGCUGCAGAACCCUCAGCUGUCUUACGCUCUGCUGCAGGCCCAGGUGGUCAUGCGAAUCGUUGACCCUGAGAUAGCCUUGAAAAUGCUCCACCGUCAAACCACAGUCCAGCCUCUGGCUCCCAGCGGACAGGGUGGAGGAGCACCGCCCGUCAAUCCUCCGCCUGCACAGCCCAGCGUGCCAGUGUCUCAGCCGCAGCCUGUGCCUGGAAUGCAUGUCAAUGGAGCCCCUCAGAUGAUGCAACCCCCCAACAUGGGUGUUGUCCCAGGACCAAUUCCUGGACCGGUACCGGGACCUGGAACAGGACCAGUGGGACCUCCAGGACCAGGUGGAAUCCCCCCCAGAGGCCUGCUGGGUGAUGGUCCUAAUGACCCCAGAGGGGGAACUCUGCUGUCUGUCACUGGAGAGGUCAUAGACCCCAGCCGCGGCUACAUGCCUUCUCAACCACAACACCAAGUCCCACCUGUACACAUGGCCCCGAUGGCGGGUGGACCCCCUCCAGAUAUGAGAGGACCACCGAUGGACAUGAGGGGCCCACCUAUGGGUGAACCCCGGAACAUGAUUGGUGACCCAAGAGGGCCCCCGAUGAUGGAGCCACGGGGACCUCCAAUGGAAACUAGAGGUCGAGACCCGAGGGCGAUAGAUGCUCGUGGGCCAGCUGCUGCGCAGAGGGUUCCCAUGGCAGGGGCAAUGCAAGGUCCCGUCGCUCACAGCAUGGGUCCUAACGCUCCUCCACCUGCAAGACCGGGUUCUGGUAUUUCUGGUGGUCCUCCCUCAGGUGGCGGCUUCAGUCCGGGUCAGAGUCAGGUCUCCACACAGGACCAGGAGAAGGCCGCCCUGAUCAUGCAAGUACUGCAGCUGACCCCCGAACAGAUCGCCAUGUUGCCCCCAGAGCAGCGGCAGAGCAUUCUCAUCCUCAAAGAGCAGAUUCAGAAGACUGCGGGGGGUGCACCAUGAAGACCCUCGUCAGGUGGAGGUUUUCUUUUUCCGCCCAUCCUGGCUCCACACUGAACCCGUCACCUGCAGCUUCAACAUGUCUGAAGAUGCCUCUUCUUGUAGUCUGGAACAUUGUAUAGUUUUUUUUAAAUCAUAUGGUCUGUUUUCUGUAUGAAAGAGUCAAGUUGGAGCUUUUGGAUUCAAAAAUAAGCAAAUCUUGUGAGAAUGAUGCUGAAAAGUGAGUUUCAUUCUUUUCCCCUCCAAAGCUGUUUUCAUAUUAUUGUUCUGGAAACUUUCUGAAUAUUGUUUUGUCAAUAAAACAAACAAAGAAAUAGUA
This is a messenger RNA of Paralichthys olivaceus (Japanese flounder), 1948 nucleotides long. RefSeq names its product cleavage stimulation factor, 3' pre-RNA, subunit 2 (gene cstf2). The record is from RefSeq and is a predicted model, not a curated record. Gene Ontology annotation, biological process: mRNA 3'-end processing. Gene Ontology annotation, cellular component: mRNA cleavage and polyadenylation specificity factor complex. NCBI's taxonomy places the organism in Eukaryota, Metazoa, Chordata, Actinopteri, Pleuronectiformes, Paralichthyidae. Gene Ontology annotation, molecular function: mRNA binding.